Molecule: messenger RNA, 5002 nt
Organism: Oryzias latipes (Japanese medaka)
Lineage: Eukaryota; Metazoa; Chordata; Actinopteri; Beloniformes; Adrianichthyidae
Gene: sema5a
Product: sema domain, seven thrombospondin repeats (type 1 and type 1-like), transmembrane domain (TM) and short cytoplasmic domain, (semaphorin) 5A
Biological process (GO): positive regulation of cell migration; neural crest cell migration; semaphorin-plexin signaling pathway
Cellular component (GO): plasma membrane
Molecular function (GO): semaphorin receptor binding; chemorepellent activity
Source: RefSeq, a predicted model, not a curated record
AGCAGCUUUGUAGACACAUCGUGCGCCUCCUGCUGUGUCCCCCCCCCCCCCCCCUCUCUCCUCCACUUACAAGCGCUGACCGCUGCAGCUGAGGGAAAGUUUCACGUUGUCAAGGCUGGGUGGAUUUUUUUUGCACCACGGCACAGAGCGGAGGCAUUCUGCGUGUGGCGCAGCAGCGCGACAGUGCGGUGUCCGAUUACAACCCGUGCGCCGUGGAGCCACCGCCGGCACAGAGCGCGCUCCUCCUCGGGGCUGAAACAGCUCACACAGUGGGGACCAAGGAGCCUCAGCAGUCGAAACAAAGAGUUUUUCCACAGCUAAAGUGAGGAUAUUUCUUCAGCUCACCAUCUUCAUAUUCUCUGGUUCAUCUCCGCUCCUCAGUCUCAGCAGGACCAGACUCGCAGCUUUGCUCCGUGCUAGAUGAACGGGAGUUGGGCACCUCACUUGGUGUGUCUCUCCAGUGUGCUUGGCCCUUGAGGCCUAAAGAAUAGGUGAGCAUACCAAGGCCCCCAUGGGACGCCCUUUUAUCCAGCAUGCACUGCUGCUGCUGCAGUGCAUGCUGGUCUUGCACACCAGAGGUGCGGCUGGCAGAAGAGGGCCCGUACUUCUACCUGAAUCGCCCUGCCACAAAAAGGAGCACCCUGCCGUCCCUCACUCAGAGAUGGAGCCUUGGAUCUUCAGGUUCAAAGCAGAGGGUACAGUGGAUUACUCACAGCUGACCUUUGAUCCCGGCCAGAAUGAACUGAUCGUUGGUGCCAGAAAUCACCUCUUCAGGCUCAACCUGGAGGACCUGACACUAAUCCAGGAGGCUGAGUGGCACUGUGACGAGUUCACCAAAGGAGCCUGCUUCAGCCGUGGAAAAUCUGAGGAGGAGUGCCAGAACUACAUCAGGGUGCUGCUGGUGAAUGGGAACAGGCUGUUCACCUGUGGAACUAAUGCCUUCACGCCCAUCUGCACCAACAGAACGCUGACUAACCUGACAGAGAUCCACGAUCAGAUCAGUGGAAUGGCUCGUUGCCCUUACAACCCCCUCCACAACUCCACUGCCCUCAUCACCUCCAGCGGUGAGCUUUACGCCGCCACUGCUAUGGACUUUUCAGGGCGAGACCCUGCCAUCUACCGCAGCCUGGGGGGCCUGCCACCGCUCCGAACUGCCCAGUACAACUCCAAGUGGCUCAAUGAGCCAAACUUCGUCUCCUCCUACGACAUCGCCAACUUCACCUACUUCUUCUUCAGAGAAAACGCAGUGGAGCACGACUGCGGGAGGACGGUGUUUUCCCGCGUCGGGCGGGUCUGCAAAAACGACAUUGGCGGCCGCUUCCUUCUGGAGGACACGUGGACCACGUUUAUGAAGGCCAGGAUGAACUGCUCCAGACCAGGAGAAAUCCCAUUCAACUAUAAUGAGUUGCAGGGCACUUUCUAUUUGCCUGAGCUGGAGCUGCUUUAUGGCAUUUUUACAACCAAUGUAAACAGCAUUGCUGCAUCGGCAGUGUGUGCCUUCAAUCUCAGUGCCAUAUCACAGGUUUUCAACGGGCCCUUUAAGUACCAGGAGAACUCCCGAUCUGCCUGGCUGCCCUACCCAAACCCCAACCCUGACUUUAAGUGCGGCACCAUCAACUCUGGCACGUAUGUGAACCUCACCCAAAGAAACCUGCAGGAUGCUCAGAAGUUCCUGCUGAUGCACGACGUGGUCCAGCCCGUGGUCCCUGUGCCCUACUUCAUGGAGGACAACGUCCGCUUCACCCACGUGGCGGUGGAUGUGGUACAGGGGAAGGACAUGCUGCUCCACAUCAUUUAUUUGGCCACUGAUUAUGGUACUAUCAGAAAAGUGCUUUCUCCCCUCAACCAGUCCACAGGGAGUUGCCUAUUGGAGGAGAUCGAGUUGUUCCCGCCUAGGAAGAGGCAGCCGAUACGAAGCCUGCUGAUCCUGCACAGCCGGAGCGAGCUUUAUGUGGGUGUAAGAGACCAGGUCAUCAAGAUCCCACUCAAGAGAUGCAGCUACCAUAAGACUAGAGAAGCUUGUGUAGGAGCGAGGGACCCAUACUGCGGAUGGGAUCUGUUGCUGAAGAAAUGCACCACCCUGGAGGAAAGUGUCAGAAUGAGUCAGUGGGAGCAGAGCAUCACAAAAUGCCCAGUUCGUAACGUCACUGUUGAUGGAGGCUUCGGAGCCUGGUCAGGCUGGUCCACUUGUAGCCAUAAUGAUGGAGGCAGCGCCGGUUCCUGUCUGUGUCGGACGCGAGCCUGUGAUAACCCCGCCCCUCAGUGUGGAGGCCAGACCUGCUUUGGGAUCAGUGCUGAAGUUGCCAACUGUUCAAGAAACGGAGCCUGGACUCCCUGGACUUCCUGGUCUCCUUGCAGCACCAGCUGCGGCAUCGGCUUCCAGGUGCGCCAGCGCUCCUGCAGCAACCCCAGCCCCCGCCAUGGGGGGCGAGUGUGUGUGGGCCAGAACCGCGAGGAGAGGUACUGUAACGAACACCUGCCCUGCCCACCGCACGUUUACUGGUCAGCCUGGUCGGCGUGGGAUCGCUGCAAUGUUCCUUGUGGGGGAGGCAUCCAGUCACGACGCAGAACCUGUGAGAAUGGCAACGACUGCCCAGGCUGUGGUCAGGAGUAUCAGUCUUGCAACACCCUGCCAUGCCCCGAUGUCAAAAAGACCACGCCAUGGACACCCUGGACACCCGUCAAUAUCUCUGACAAUGGCGGCCACUACGAGCAACGCUUCCGCUACACGUGCAAAGCCCGCAUCCCGGACCCGAGCAUGCUGGAAGUGGGUCGACAGAGGAUCGAGAUGCGUUACUGCUCCAGUGAUGGAUCCACUGGCUGCUCCACUGAUGGUGAAGUGCUUCGUCUGGGAAGAAUCUCGGGCCACACGGUGAACGGCGGCUGGUCGGCGUGGAGUUCCUGGUCUCAGUGUAGCAGAGACUGCAGCCGGGGUAUCCGGAGCAGAAAGAGGACCUGUACUAACCCCGAGCCCCGGUAUGGAGGUCAGACCUGCCUCGGACCAGCACAAGAGUAUCAAGAAUGUAACAUCACCCCUUGUCCAGUGGACGGCAGUUGGUCAUGCUGGUCUUCGUGGUCCAAGUGCUCUGUGACGUGUGGAAGGGGGCACUACAUGAGGACCCGGACCUGCAGCAACCCCCCACCUGCUAACGGAGGGGACAUUUGCCUGGGUCUGCACACUGAGGAGGCACUCUGUAACACACAAGCCUGUCCAGAGAGUUGGUCCAGGUGGUCGGAGUGGUCCCACUGCGACUCCAGCGGCGCCCAGCUGCGGGUGCGUCACUGCGAUGUCCUUUUUCCCACUGGAAACCAGUGUUCAGGAAACAGCAGUGAGACCAGGCCCUGCUCGCCUGACUCCAACUUUAUACCAGAGGUCUCAAUUGCCCGCUCCAGUCAGGAGGAGAGGCGCUGUGGAGAUUUCAAUCUUUUCCACAUGAUUGCUGUUGGUCUAAGCAGCUCCAUUCUUGGCUGCUUGGUUACCCUGCUCGUCUACUCCUACUGCCAGCGCUACCAGCAGCAGUCCCACGACGCCACCGUCAUCCACCCCAUCUCAGCUGCGCCACUCAACACCAGCAUCACCAAUCACAUCAACAAACUGGACAAAUAUGACACUGUGGAAGCCAUCAAGGCCUUCAACAAAAACAAUCUGAUUCUGGAGGAAAGAAACAAGUACUUCAAUCCACAACUCACUGGGAAGACGUAUACUAAUGCAUACUUCACUGACCUCAACACCUAUGAUGAUUAUUAACCUGAGACUUUUAUGCCACAUUCAAGACUCCUCCCUUAUGACUGUCAUUUUUUUGUGCUUUGUAAUGAGAUUCCUGACACCAUGCGUGGGAUUGUCCCACUGAGACUUAAUGGCAGCUGGUUUGUGUUGAAAACCCAGACACACAAUGCCGCCCGCAGGGGGAAAUGCCUACUUUCUCUCAGGUGCCUUGGGGUACAUUUGGAAAGCUCAGAAGGAAGGGGCCUAUCCUGCAUUGUCCCUGGAUUUGGGAAAACUGGAUCUACCCAAUGUGGACACACACACAAAAAAAAACAAAAAAAAACAGAGAAAACCUGAUCUUUGCUGUAGGAUGCUGUGGGAAAUCCCUUUCAACUUUCCUGUGAUACUCCCGAAACAGACCUGGAUUUCUAGCGGAGGAAAAGAACGCACAAAUGGCACUGCAUGACUUCAUUUGUCGUGUUUGCUCUGCUGUUUGUUUUUCUGGGGUUUUUUUGUUUUGUUUUUUUGCAUGACGGACCACAUUCCAGGGUUCAAGUGGCAUUUUCCUGUGGUCUUGGGUAAAAGGACUUGUUUUGGAAAUCCUCGCAGCAAAAGUUUGGGUGUUGCUUGUUGGCUUCUACCAAUCACCGAACAAUCUCAAAAGCAGAUGAACUUCCAUCAACUGUUCUGUAGUCAGGAUGUAGAUAUUUGUAAUUUGUGGUCAUUGAUAUUUUUUUUUUGUUUUUUUGCUUUCCUUUGUUUUUUGUUUUUUUUGUUUCUCUUGUAGUUUGAUCAAUUAAUGUUUCUUUUAUAUACAUAUUUUUUUCAUUUUGCUUUGAAAUUGUCCAUCUAUUUGUUGUACAGGAGGCUAGAUUUGACGCUUGUCUGUAGAUUUUCUAAAUAGCUUUUAUUCAGUGACACAAGUGUUUUCAAAAACAUAUUUUUUUUUCUUUUGAAAAGAAUAAAAAGGUUUAUGUGCAUUGUAGCAAGUGAUUGGGAGUAUGCUUAGCAUACUGGAUCAUUGUAAGUCGUCGUCAUUGUACUGUUUAUGUAAUUUUUGUAUUAAAAAAAAAACAUUUUCUUGUAAAACAUUUUUUUGGCUUGAGAAUUGGACGUGCCUCUGUAAGCAGGUUGUUAACAGCAUUAACUGUACAGGUGGGACAAAAACUCUUUUAUCUGAACCCCCAACUCAUGCGGCCCAUUAACUCACCAAUUUCUUCAGUUAAAACGUUUUUCCUUUUUUUUACUUGUUUGCUUGUGUUAUUGUGCAGAAAUUAAAAUGUUAUUCCUACAAGA